Messenger RNA from Mycosarcoma maydis (corn smut), 1638 nucleotides. RefSeq lists its product as uncharacterized. The transcript has a single exon. Lineage: Eukaryota; Fungi; Basidiomycota; Ustilaginomycetes; Ustilaginales. Gene Ontology annotation, molecular function: phosphoric diester hydrolase activity. Gene Ontology annotation, biological process: lipid metabolic process. The coding region runs from base 1 to 1638 and encodes 545 amino acids. The record is from RefSeq and is a predicted model, not a curated record.
AUGAGGCUUCCCAGCUUCCGGCACAAAGACAAGCAAGACUCUGUCAGCGAAAAGCGCGUUAGCGCGCCACCUGUACCAGCCGCUCCUAGCGUCGACGCUGCCGAUAGCGGUCACGACUCUGUUUCAUUGCGCAUCCACAAUCGCACUGCCACCGAGCUGCUCGCCCUCUCCGUGUUUGGAGCGCUUCACACUGGCAAUGGCGUCACACAACGGCUUGCUUCUUCCAGUCUGCCCACCUCGCCCGUGCUGGGCGCAGGCGAAGCAGGCUUCGGCGCUGCAGCUGUCACUGGAGUGGGCGCACGCGGUGUAUUUGGCGUGAGGAAUACGCCCGUUCGCAUUCCAGCAGGCCGGGACGUCGACGUGCCUGCUGUACGCAUCCAGCCGUUCACAGCGGCUGCUACGUCUGGAUACACUGUCGCACUGACGCUCAAUCCAAGGUCAAAGACGGCUGGUGUUGGCGGGUAUAGUGCCAGCUUGUCUGCUCCUGCGCCAGCCGCUCUUGUAACAGCAAGUGCCCAAGCAGCAAGACGCGUAUGGAAGCCUUUGCCCCUCACACUCACUACCGGCGUCAGCUCGACCAAGUCUGCAAAUCUCGGCGCAGAGGGUUCGAAAUACUCAUCUGCGGCGUGUUGCCAAGCCAGUUUGAUCGCACUCGAGUCGACGGAUGCCACGACAAACACGGUGCACAUCCUCGUGCUGCCUCAACGCGAUCUCAAGACGUGGAUGUCGUCGCUCCCUUCCUCGGACCCGAUCUCGUCGUUCUGCAUCCCUGGCACGCACGAAUCAUGUGCUCUAUACGGCUGGCCGAUCUCGGCAUGUCAGGAGUCGACGUCGUCCAUUGCUGUGCAGCUCUCGCGCGGGAUCCGUUUCCUCGACAUCCGGCUUGCGCUCAAAGGUACACCGGGCAACCAACUGUUGUACGCCUACCACGGAGUGACGGAUCAGAAGAUGGAAUUCUCGGCUAUCCUCGCACAGGUCUACACGUUCCUCUCUUGCAACCCAGGAGAGACGGUGCUCAUGUCAGUGAAACAGGAGAACAACAUGGCCGGAUUCCUCGAGGCUACGUUUAGCUACAUUAACCAAAACCGAACUCGAUGGUACCUCGGCACAGGCAUGCCUACACUGGGGGAUGUUCGAGGCAAGAUCGUGCUCAUCUCGCGCUUUGGCACGUCGGACUCGCAACCGGGUGGAUUGCAUCCUCCGAUCUGGCCGGAUUCGUCGACAACGCCUUUCCAUUACACGUUACCGGAUAACUCGAGCGUCUACACUCAGGACUGGUACAACAUCUCUUGGCUCUCGGCGAUCGCACAGAAAGUCUCGCUGAUCACGGCUCUUAUCAACCAAUGCGGCAGCGACCCUGGAGUGCUCGGACUCAACUUCACUAACGGCUCGUCGUUCCCGUUCGCCCUGCCUCCGUACGUCGCAAAGGGCACGGGCGAUCAGGCAAACGCCAGUGCACCCGCGUGCUUCAACACAAUCGGCGUCAACGCCCGGCUCGUCGAUCUUGUCGCUACAAGAUUAUCGUCCACCACACGAAAUAGGGCUGGCUUGAUGAAUGUGUUUGCCCUCGACUUUUUCGACCAGUCCAACCUCGGCGCCGACUUGACUAGCUUGAUGGUGCAGGCGAAUUUUCAGUAA